Molecule: messenger RNA, 533 nt
Organism: Morus notabilis
Lineage: Eukaryota; Viridiplantae; Streptophyta; Magnoliopsida; Rosales; Moraceae
Product: probable LRR receptor-like serine/threonine-protein kinase At1g53440
Exons: 3
Biological process (GO): protein phosphorylation
Molecular function (GO): ATP binding; protein kinase activity
Source: RefSeq, a predicted model, not a curated record
AACUACGUGCAUUAGAUGUAAGAAAAAUCAAUUCCGCCACGGGUAACUUCGACCCUGCAAAUAAGAUAGGGGAGGGAGGCUUUGGGCCGGUUUACAAGGGCGUACUUUCGGAUGGUGGCGUAAUUGCAGUUAAGCAGCUCUCAUCAAAAUCAAAGCAAGGGACCCGUGAAUUUGUUAAUGAGAUAGGCAUGAUAUCUGCUCUGCAGCAUCCAAAUCUUGUUAGGCUUUUCGGCUGCUGCACUGAAGGAAACCAGUUGCUGCUUAUAUACGAAUACAUGGAAAACAACAGCCUUGCCCGCGCACUUUUCGGUCGGGAUGACAACCGGAUGCAUCUAGAUUGGCCAACAAGGAAGAAGAUAUUGUUGGGGAUAGCAAGGGGGUUAGCUUACCUUCAUGAGGAGUCAAGGUUGAAAAUUGUGCACAGAGAUAUAAAGGCAACAAAUGUGCUACUUGAUAGGGAUCUAAAUGCCAAGAUAUCCGACUUCGGUUUAGCUAAACUCGAUGAAGAAGAGCACACACAUAUCAGCACAUGA